Molecule: messenger RNA, 597 nt
Organism: Amphimedon queenslandica
Lineage: Eukaryota; Metazoa; Porifera; Demospongiae; Haplosclerida; Niphatidae
Product: ubiquitin carboxyl-terminal hydrolase 37-like
Exons: 5
Coding region: 1-597 (198 amino acids)
Biological process (GO): G1/S transition of mitotic cell cycle; protein deubiquitination
Cellular component (GO): cytosol; nucleus
Molecular function (GO): cysteine-type deubiquitinase activity
Source: RefSeq, a predicted model, not a curated record
AUGCAGUUAAAAUUUCAUUUAGAUCUGGUAUUCAGUCUCUGUCCAGUUGAGAUUAAUUUCAAGAGCAGUAUAGAGCAGAGUUUGAAGUGUACCGUUUGUCAUUCCACAGUAAAUAAAUAUGAAGAAGUCUUAGAUCUCUCUCUUCACUUUACAACUGGUAGUCGCAAUAGUCUACAAGAAUUAUUAGAAGAUUAUUUCAAGAGUGAAACUGUUGAGUACAAGUGUCACAGUUGUUCUAACUCAUCUUGUACUCUAUCAAGAAAGCUAUCAGCCUUACCAAGAGUACUUAUACUUACUCUUAAGAGGUACUCUCUUAACGAUCGCGGCAGUUGCGACAAGAAUCUUGAUCCUGUUCGAAUCCCACGCCAUUUAAAUCUAGCACCCGUUUCUAAUCCUGACCCAAUACUCUCCUCUCCUUAUAAUAAUAAACAAGAUGUUCUUGGGCAAUUGAUGGGUAAGAAACUAGAGACUGUAAUAGCAGAGAAAGAAAUCUCUCCUCAAGAGAAAAGACAUGCAUUACCAUACAGACUUACUAGUAUCAUUAGUCAUUUUGGAAAUAAAUCCUCCAGUGGUAAAAAACGAUCUAUUAUAGUAUAG